UGAGACUAUGGUUUGUUUAUUUACUUCCGUCAACGAUGCCUCGACAGCAAGCACUUUUCAAUAUUAACUUUUCUUUGUUGGUUACUGUUGCAGCGCUUUUGCCUUUGUUAGGGGCUCUUAUUUGUAUACUUUUGUCGAUUUUAUAUAAUUUCAAAGAAUCUACUUGGACACACUGUCGCGUAUCAAAUUACUUACCUUCCAUUAGUUCGGCUAUUGGAGGAUAUGCCCCACAAAAAUAUAUAUGGAGGAUAUGUAUAGCUCUUCAUGCUGCACCAAGAUUUUUAUUUGCUUUCUCAUAUUAUGGCUAUUACAUACAUUUUCAUGUUGGAACGAGGAACACUUUAUACAAGACCCUUGCAAAGCUCUGUGUUUUCUUACAUAUAAUUGAGAAUGCAGCUCUAGUUACUCUUACUUAUGUGUCAUCUACUGAUAAUUAUGCUGUGCAUGAGAACAUGUUUAUCAUCUUUAUGGUGUGUUCUGAGUGUUAUAUGUUGCUUUCCUGUAUUCUUUACAAAUGGGGUCACACAUCCAAUGGACGUGCCAUGACAAAAAUGGAGGUCAUGUCCUACCAGUAUAAAAAGAUUCUCUUUGUUUUCAACAUUACCAUGUUCGUGGCAGCAGUAUACAUGUUUUUUAGGCAUGAGUGGUACUGUGAAACUGGAGUGUAUUCCAUAUUUGCACUGUGUGAAUAUCUUGUAGUAUUUUCCAAUAUAGCCUUUCAUUACACUGCCAAAUACGACUUCUCAGAUCAGCAGGUUUUAUUGUCAGGAGAAGAGAGUGGGAAUGCCUACAAAGAAAUGUAAGCCCCAUCUCCCACCCAAAGGCUAUUUCGGGUAUUAUCAGUACAUCCUGUGUGACUUUUGUGACAGAAUUAGUGACCAGAAUGGCUGGAAUUCUCAGUAGAACCCUCUGUGGAUAUCUGAUAUAAUUCUAACAUAUCCAUUUUCAAGAAUUGCAGCCGGGAAGAAAACUUUUCUAUUUAAGGACAUCUUGGUAUUAUUAUCAUUGUAACACAGCACUGUGCUAUACAGCUAUUGAAAUAAUCAUUGUGUUACUAAAGGAUAUUACUAAACAUUUUCAGUUUAGAUCUGGAUAUGAGAAACAUUUGAUUCUAGGAGUUUAUCACUUUGAGAAUCAAUGACUGACAUUUUAGAUAGUGUGUUUUCUCUCUGUUUUAUUGUAAAUGCUUUUCUAUAAAGGCUAGUGUUGGUGUAAAGUACACAUUGUAACCUGCUUGACAACUGUCAGUCUUCAAAACUUUACACAAUAAAAUAUAGGACUCAGA
Messenger RNA from Saccostrea echinata, 1285 nucleotides. RefSeq names its product post-GPI attachment to proteins factor 2-like. Bases 36 to 803 code for a protein of 255 amino acids. Gene Ontology annotation, biological process: GPI anchor biosynthetic process. The record is from RefSeq and is a predicted model, not a curated record. The transcript has 6 exons. Gene Ontology annotation, cellular component: Golgi membrane; endoplasmic reticulum membrane. NCBI's taxonomy places the organism in Eukaryota, Metazoa, Mollusca, Bivalvia, Ostreida, Ostreidae.